Messenger RNA from Oryzias latipes (Japanese medaka), 3006 nucleotides. RefSeq names its product bone morphogenetic protein 8a (gene bmp8a). NCBI's taxonomy places the organism in Eukaryota, Metazoa, Chordata, Actinopteri, Beloniformes, Adrianichthyidae. Gene Ontology annotation, molecular function: growth factor activity; cytokine activity. The record is from RefSeq and is a predicted model, not a curated record. Gene Ontology annotation, cellular component: extracellular region.
GGUCACUUUGGUUUGGUCAGCGUUAUUCAUGCCUUUCAAAGUUGCCAAGUUACCACAAGGACCAGGCUGCUUUGAUGAGAAGAAAGCACAAACACGAGUGGGCCUGCACGGGCCUGUCGUGCCCCCCCCUCUGAGUGCCUCUGCCCUAACAUGCGUGCGUGUGCUUCAGCCUGCUGUCCUCAGGAACGAGAGAACUCAAAAACCUGCAGCUUCACACCUUCAGCUCUGCCUCUUUCUGCUGGAGUCCAAAGGGUUUCACCUUAAAUUUGGCCUAAGCUGGAACAUCAGACAAUUGAUCAGCAAUGAAAGGAUGCAGUCGUGAGGGGAUGAAAAGAUAGAGAUGGGUGGGGUCAAAGAGAGAGGACUCCCAUGGCGACCGCAGGGAGGGGACAUGAUGAGGAGAACCUAGAGGAGGGGAGCACAACUGUUUCCAGAGGAAGAAACGUCUCUUUGCUUGUAAGGUUUCAGUCAGGAAACAACAUCUGUCUUUAUAAACUAUCCGGACUAAUAAAGACAUCUGGAGCUCCAGAGGCGCGUGGGAGGGGAGUUCUGGCGUGCAGCUGACUCACAGCAGAGGGGGACUUCUUUUCAGCAGGAGCAGAGCUGGAGACCCAGCUCUCAGCAGCACCUGCUCAUCCUGCGAGGUUCCUACUACAAAGCGAGCAGCAGACCUCCAAAGAGGUCGUUGUCUGUGCUCAAAACACAGCUCGGAUAGCUUGUAAUUACGCAGCUCUCUGCUCCUGCUGCUGCGUAAGCGGAGGAGAGGUUUUCUCCAAGAUUAGAGAAGGUGGAAGGAGGAAAGACGACAGCAGUCGAGGAGGGAGGGAGAGGUAAACAGAGGCGGUAAACACAGCAGCGCUCCUCUAAACAUAUCCAGCAGUGGUCGGGGCUGUUUGUGAGGACGGAGGUGCAGAAGAUCCCAGAAGCACAUGGCCUCCUGCAACCUCUCCUGGUUUUGCAGCAGGAUGCAGUGGUGCCGCAGGCUCACCUCCACCCUGCUGCUGCUGCUCUGCCUCUCCCUGUGGAGCCAGCAGGCCGAGGCCGCCGUGCACUCCAGCUUCCGCCAGCUCAGCGGCCGCGAGAAAAAGGAGAUGCAGAAAGAGAUCCUGAGCAUCCUGGGCCUCCCGGGGAGACCCAGACCCCACCCGCCGCUGCGCCCACCCUCCUCCGCCCCGCUCUUCAUGCUGGACCUUUACCACGCCAUGUCUGCUGAUGGAGAGGACGAGGGGAACGAGAUCCUCAUGAGUGGGCCCGCUGUGGGCACGCUCAGAGGGGGGGCACAGGUCCACCACGCAGCCCUGCCGACCCUCAGCACCCACACGCCGCCACUGGGGACGGUGGUGAGCGAGGCGGACACGGUGAUGAGCUUCGUCAACCUGGUGGAGCAUGAGCGGGACCUGCUGCAGCCCCGUCCCUACUGGAAGGAGUUUCGAUUUGACCUGACCCCCCUCCCUAAGGGUGAGACGGUGACGGCGGCCGAGUUUCGGAUUUACAAGACCCUGACGGUGGGCCAGAGAGCGAACCGAACCCUUCACAUCUCCGUCUACGAGAUCCAGCGAGAGAGCCGGCACAGAGAGCCGGAGCUGGUGCUGCUGGACAUGCAAUCUGUACCAGCAGGACAGGAGGGUUGGCUGGCCUUUGACGUCACCUCAGCCUCCAACCACUGGCUUCUCCACCCGCGCAGCAACCUGGGCAUACGCCUGUAUGUGGAGACUGAAGAAGACCGCUCCAUGUCUGCAGGAUGGAUCGGGUUGGUCGGCCGUAAGGGGCCUCGCUCCAAACAGCCCUUCAUGGUGACCUUCUUCAGGGAGAGCCAGGUUCCGUGUCGGCCGCCUCGAGCUGUCAAGCCUCAUCCCCGGAAAAAGAAGGUCAAGUACGACCUCCCACUGCCGGCCAUCCACAAUAAAAUUUCAGUAAACAAGGUGGGUCAGCCCUGCAGGAAACAUGAGCUCUACGUCAGUUUCAGUGACCUGGGUUGGAAGGACUGGGUUUUGGCUCCCACGGGGUACUCUGCAUACUACUGUCAGGGGGAGUGCUUCUAUCCUCUGGGCUCCUGCAUGAACGCCACAAACCACGCCCUCAUCCAGCAGGUGGUGAGUGCAGCUCCGUCACCCCGCCUGAUUCUCGUCUUGAUGCCGUUUUUUAACCUCUUGCUGGUGACGAGCGACAUCAGUUUUUCCUGUGAUAAAAGCCUUCAGACAUCAGUAAAUGUGUUUCUGCAGGUCCACUUAAUAAAGCCCGAUGAGGUUCCCAAAGCCUGCUGCGCCCCCAAGAAGCUCAGCCCCAUUUCUGUCUUGUUCUAUGACGACAGCAACAAUGUCAUCCUCAAAAAGCAUCGAAACAUGGUGGUGAAGACCUGCGGCUGUCAGUGAAGGUGCAGCAGUUUGAGGGGGACUGAUUUUUUUUUUUACCAAGAAAGCAGCCUGUGUGGGAAGAACCUGCCUCAGCAUUUUAGGAUUCAGAGCCUGCACUUCAAUUUCAGAUUAUAGUAGCGUCUGACUUCAGAAGCAGAACUUUGUCCUUCCUGGCUUUCUAUAUAGCGCUGCUUCUAUUUUAUCAGAACAUCCAGGUGGAAAUCACUUUAAACUUUGACAUAACCCCACUAAAAGCAGCUGCGCUCUGGAUCCAACUUAUGGGGCACGGACCGGUUUUGCCUUCAAACACAUGAAGAAGAUGCACAGCUGCAUUCACCUGCACUUCCACAGCAGACAGUGAAGAUUUAUACCCUCAGCUGAUGCUUCCUGUCACCUUUUUUUCCCUGUUGGAUUGUUUUUCUGCUUGUUUUGCAGCAAACCCCAGAUUCUCAGUUCAAGUCUCAUAAUCCAGUUGAGUUUUGGUUAAAGUAAACGAUGCUGAGAAGCUGAAGAAUAAACCACCUGACAACACUCCUGUGAAAACGGCUCCACAUCAUGAAGCAAAUCAUGUCAAUGUACUUUGAGUUUGUCUUAACCCUUGUGCUAUACUAUGGUGUCCUAGAACUUUGUGAAAAACAAAGGGAAUUCCCAA